Messenger RNA from Mizuhopecten yessoensis (Yesso scallop), 7080 nucleotides. RefSeq lists its product as uncharacterized. The transcript is spliced from 2 exons. Lineage: Eukaryota; Metazoa; Mollusca; Bivalvia; Pectinida; Pectinidae. Gene Ontology annotation, molecular function: protein binding. Bases 1142 to 2236 code for a protein of 364 amino acids. The record is from RefSeq and is a predicted model, not a curated record.
GUGUCACAGCUCCAUUGCUAUACAGGCUAAUACUCUGCCUCUGUACAGGAUGCUGUGGUGCUGUCCAUCCAGUAACUAGUGGCAAUGGACUAAUCAGAUUUAAAACUGUGAUCACACAAAUCAACAAACAGCAGAUCUACAUCAGUCUCAUGAUGGACAAGGACACAGCAUCUGUCGAGGCCUAUCUUGGUGUCUAUAAAGCAUUGUUGGGCCUGUCUGUCUGACUACAGGAAUGUGUAUGUCCAGCUGUUUCUGGGAGAUGGUGCAUACUGAUGACCCUGUGCUCUAAGCUAAUUGUAGAUUUACUGGGUGAUAACUGCCUCCCAGCACCAGGUGUAGAGUAUAGACAGUGGGGAGACCUCCUCCUCACCACAAGCUUUGCUCAUCAUAUUGAUAUUUCCUCCUGCAGCCUCAGCUUCUAUUAUUACAAUUCAUUGUUGUAGUACAUUUUGUGAGAAUUAUGUUCCUGUUUUGUUCUCACCGAUACCCAGAGGUGCCAUAUCUGCUCUUUGUUGAUAUUUGACAGAUUGGACCAGUCUCCUACAAGGGAUACAUAAUGCUGGAGACUGUAGACAGUACUCACAUAGUAUUCACAUCCUGAGGAUAGUUAAGGGUGUAGCCAUACAGUACAAAGGAUUCAAACUGCACUGGCAGUACUCGACAAGGAUUCAAACUGGAUUAUUUAGACAACACUUGACGAGGAUUAAUACUGAAUUUUCUAGAUAGUACUGACAUCUAAGGAUUAUACCAGGCGUACCCAGAGUACUCAUAAACUACAUAUAGCCAGGAUUAAAGCUGAAGUACUCAUAAACUACAUAUAGCCAGGAUUAAAGCUGGAGUACUCAUAAACUACCUAUAGCCAGGAUUUAAGCUGGAGUACUCGCGUGUUGGGAGUAAGCAUAUACCUACAAAGGAUUAAUGUUUCCGACUGGGAGAAUCUGAUAUUGGUCAUGACUGGUUAUAGAGUUUCCAGCAGAGACUCAUCUACAAAAUGAAGAUCAUCUGGAAUUGGACACGGUGAUAGAUUUGUACCCGAAUAAAUAUUCCACUGACUGCAAGUUUAGAUUAUUGUGAGUUUAGAGUUAUCCCCCUUCAUGACUACAUCCUGUGAUAUUUCCGUACAAGUGUUUGCCAGAUUGAGAUGAUUCCAGACCAUUUGACAAUGGAAUCAAGUCAGGCCCCAUCAUACAUGGAAACUGUUCAAGUGACAUCUUCUACCACCUCCAGCAUCCACGUAGCCUGGGAGGUGAGCCAGGACAUGAGCGCUCACGUGGAGGGCUUUCGUGUCCACUACCAGAAAGUCGCUAGCACAUACAUACAGUAUGGACCAAUGUUAUCAGCAUCAAUUGGACAAUACAGCAUACAGAAUCUAGUGGCAGAUACCUACUACAAAGUCUGUCUUGUGAUGUACCGUAACGACACCCAGCCAAUUCGUGAGUGUGUGGACGCCUCUACAACUAACUGGCACAUUCCGGUGUCUAUUGGCAGCAGUAUCGGGGCCAUCCUGGCUCUGUCCAUGAUCGUACUUGUGGUUCUUGUGUCUCGAUGUCCAUCAGUGGUCAAGUGGCGUGGUAAACAGUACAAAAAAUCACAGAAAUAUGACAGCAUGUCAUCACAUUACCAUGACGAUCAUUUUGAAUUUAGUGACACAGCAACACAUGGACACGAAGACGAAUUUGUGUCGGAGUUUGAUCCGUGUAAUGAAACAUACUCCUUUGAAAAUGCUCAUAACAACGGUCAUCCAAAAGAACAUCGAACAACAGAAAAAAUGUGUAAUGGAAACAGAAAUCAUGUUCCUAGUAUAUCUCACUCACAGCAGAUGAAGCACAUGGGUGCCCGACCAAAGGUCUACAUCCCCAGUCACUACUCCCAUCAUUCCUACCACGGACAUCACACCGCCUCAAGCCUAGCACAUUCCAUCGAACGUCAGCAGAGCCUCGAUCUGGGUCACAGAGAAGACCUUAAUCACAACCACCAUCACAGUUCUGGGGUGGCACAUACAAGCCCUGUGCAGUCCUAUGGGCCAGCAGAGCUCGAGUCCAGCUCCAUGUAUGUUCACGCAGACGAAGUUAAGGAGAAGAUUGUGCACAAUGAGGCUCGUGCUUCCAGCCCACCAAUUACAAUACUGCAAAGCGCAACAGACUAUGAAAUGAAGGAGAUCAAAAAGGCAUGUUCUCAGGAAAAUUGUGUGGCUGGGAGCAUAGAUCGCCACAGUCAGGAGGAACACAUGCUGUAGAAGUACAAGUGUCUAUAGUUGUUAUAUGAAAAUUGUCUGAUGUUUUUAUACACUGAAAAAGCCUCUAUACCUUUCAAUAAGCUCAUCAUCAUUAAUUGAUAAACAUGAAACUGGAAACAAUGUAUUAAAGGAUAUGGGAUGUACAAUCAUAUCCUUGUCAUUUGAUUAUCAUGUGAACACAAACUUGUGUGAGGUAACACUACUGGUUACCAUUAAAGUUGAUGUUUGUGACAAACACAAUAUGAUUUAAUUUCCUUUAUAUCGUGUUACAUCUAUCAGGGGAAUUUGUUAUUCCAGUGAUUGUACACCACACUUCGUGGAAGUGAUGGAGGCUACGUGGAAGUGAUGGAGGCUACGUGGAAGUGAUUGAGGCUACGCGGAAGUGAUGGAGGCUACGUGGAAGUGAUUGAGGCUACGUGGAAGUGAUGGAAGCUACGUGGAAGUGAUGGAGGCUACGUGGAAGUGAUGGAGGCUACGGGGAAGUGAUGGAGGCUACGUGGAAGUGAUGGAGGCUACGUGGAAGUGAUGGAGGCUACGUGGAAGUGAUGGAGGCUACGGGGAAGUGAUGGAGGCUACGUGGAAGUGAUGGAGGCUACGGGGAAGUGAUGGAGGCUACGUGGAAGUGAUGGAGGCUACGGGGAAGUGAUGGAGGCUACGGGGAAGUGAUGGAGGCUACGUGGAAGUGAUGGAGGCUACGGGGAAGUGAUUGAGGCUACGGGGAAGUGAUGGAGGCUACAGGGAAGUGAUGGAGGCUACGUGGAAGUGAUGGAGGCUACGGGGAAGUGAUUGAGGCUACGGGGAAGUGAUGGAGGCUACAGGGAAGUGAUGGAGGCUACGUGGAAGUGAUGGAGGCUACGGGGAAGUGAUUGAGGCUACGGGGAAGUGAUGGAGGCUACGUGGAAGUGAUGGAGGCUACGUGGAAGUGAUGGAGGCUAUGUGGAAGUGAUGGAGGCUACGGGGAAGUGAUGGAGGCUACGGGGAAGUGAUUGAGGCUACAGGGAAGUGAUGGAGGCUACAGGGAAGUGAUGGAGGCUACGGGGAAGUGAUGGAGGCUACGGGGAAGUGAUGGAGGCUACGUGGAAAGGCAAUACUAAUCAGGAUCAAACUAACGAUGUGUGUUAAUUGACAUUUCACGAUACCUCACAAUUGGAUCUAACUGACAACAGCGAAGGUGAUAGAAUAUCUAAAGUUAUGAUAGGCAAGAUGAUUGAAUGGCAUUAAACAAAACCAAUAUACCAGAUAGUGUUAACAAUGAUAUAUAUAUAUAUCUAAUACUCGGACAGAAGAGAUGGUAAUCAUGAAUAUAGGGGUGAUCUGGGUAAAUUGACUGCCUACAUACAGAAUCUAUAUAUAGAAUACAGCAUGGACAUACAUUGCCUCCAAACAUAUUAUAUUACAUUUAGUGGGGACAUACAUAAACUGCUCACAUUUUGCUAAAGAUCACUUUUAUUUUAGGGCAUAUGUGAAAAUAAAUAUUUCAUUUGGUUUAUACUGAGAUUGUUUUUGAAAAAUUGAUUGUUCUUUUAAUUAAUCAGCAUGCAAAAAUUCCAAAAAUCGUAAUUAGUCGGAAAAUGAGCCACAGGAAAAGGCUUACCCUUAAAAAUUGGUAACAACGAGGUAUUCACUAAAAAACUUAAAUUGAAUAAAACUCGUCCUAAAUAACUGAAACUGACCGUAGUCUGGCAUCAAGGAUUUCAUCGCAGUAAAUCCGGGCCGUAACGGUACCAUAACAUGCAUGGAGUUCAGUUUUCCCAUGAAGGCUUUAAUGCCUCCCCACACCAUCGCUGAACCUCCGUCAUAUCGGUCAUGUUCCACAACGUUACCUGCCUAGAACCUCUCCCCAGGUUGUCUCCAUACUCUAACACGCCUGUCGCUGAAGUCGAGACAGAAUCUGGACUCGUCAGUAAAAAGAAUCUAUUCCCAUUCCUGAAGAGUCCAAGUGCUGUGAGCUUGGGCCCAAUCUAAUCGGUCCCUAACAUGACGGGCAGUUAAGGGAACUCGUAUUGCUGGUCUACAUGACCUUAAACCAGCAUCAAGAAGAUGGUUCCUAACUGUCUGAGUGGCUACCCGGGUAUUAGAAGCAUUUAGGAGGUCAUUUCGUAAAGCUUUGGCAGUCUGGAACCUGUGACGCCGUGCCUGUAUGAGCAAGCCAUGCCUGUAUGAGCAAAAACGACCUCCAGCAUGACAUCUGUAAGGGUUUCCGUUAGUUUGGAAACUAUUCCACAUUCUUGCGAACACACUUUGAGACACCCCAAGGUCUGCUGCAACCUGACAUUGAGACAUGCUAGCUUGCAGCAUUCCGAUGCCCCUAUUUAUUUCACCGUCAUUUAACCGUAGUCUGGUUCGUCUUUGUGCUAUAUUAAAACAAAAACAUGCAAAGAAUAUUCAUCAAAUUGAUUCCCCAAUUUGAACAACGCCUUACUUAGCCUAGCUUAGCUUUUGAAAGGGGUGUACAUGUGGAAAAGCGUGCACACGCUUUUAUGGCUGACUGUACAACCCACACAGGACGAUUUGCAAGGCUAACAUAUUUGCCCAAGACAGUACGGAAGGAAAAUAUUGAUCGUUCCUAACAUUUUGAUUUGUUUUCAAAAUAUAGGUAAUCCUCAGCAAAAUGUGAGUAGUACAUUAUAUUACAUUCAGCUGAAACAUACAUUGGCUCCUAAUUAAACGAUGUGUUGUUCUACACUCAGCAUAUAUAUACAUUUUGCUCAAUUUGGAACAUUAUAUUCAGCCAGGACAAACAUAUGGUACUUUCAGCAGGAACAAAUGUAUUGUAUUACAUGCAACAAGGACAUGUAGUGUCUCUGUACAAAUUAUAUCUCAUCAUCAAGGGACACAGAUUGCCACCAUAUAUAUAUUACAUACUGACAGAAGCUGAAACACAUGUUUUCUCCACACAAAAGACACACACAUAUUUGAUACAUUUUCUGGUUGUUGUAACUUCAGGCAACAGAUCUAGAGACAGACAUUUUCUGUAACUUAAGUCGCUGCACAGACGCGAGUGAUCCUGCCUCCACUGAGUUGCUAGUACAGAAAACAGACAUUUUGAUUGCUUCUGCACAUAAACACAAUGAUUGCCUACACAAAGGUCUGGAGUUGUACUGACUGCCACCACGCACAGACAUCAAGAUACCUUCCACACCAUUCCUUUGCAGAGACGUUGCCUCUAAAUUUGAUAUUGUAGAUAAAUGAUAUCCACAUUGCCCAGUUUCUAUAAGCUAUGUGAUAUGUAUAAGUUUCUUACUUUUAUAGAAGAAACUAUCUGUAACAUGUUGUAUAUCAUAUUGAUGAUCAGUCAGAUUUUAUGUUUUCUUUCAUUAUUUCCUUCAAAUUAUUGCUGUAAAUUGAUUGUGUACAUAAUAUUGUGACUGACAUAUCAGAAAUCAUUUUAUUUGUCUUAUCUUUCAUGACAAAUGGUUUGUGAUAGACAUCAGACUACUUGGCUAUGUUUUCAAACUUGCCUUAAAUUAUUUUUUAAUAAUAAUGAUAAUUUAACACAAAAUUUCAAUUUUGUAAACAUUCAAAAAUCCUGAAAUUCCAAGCUAAAAUUACAUGUACAUUGUGUAUUGAUUCAAAAUUACUGUUCAAUGAAAAAAACUGAGGAGAUUUAUAAAAUCAGUUGAUAAUUUUGAAAUGUUUGCAUUAUUUCAGAUAUUACUCGUCAUGUAUUUGGGGUUAAAAGUUGUCUCCUUUUAUUUAAUUUGUAUGCUGAAAUAAUUCAGAAUUGUAAUAUGUAAUGCAUUACAUAAUCCUUGUUUACUUUUCAAAUAUGUCAUCAGUUCAUUAACCAAGUGAUCACUCAUUGAAUAAACUUAAGUGUUGAAUUCUUUAAAAAGUGUACACAGCAUAUACCCUUAAUUCAAAUGUAUGUGACUCAUAUGACAAUGAAUAAUGUCUUAAGCAAAUAACACAGGAAGAGUAGAAUUGACAGGAGUCUGUUCAUAAAGAUUUGUUGAUUUGAAUAUUUCUAUUUACUGAGAGAUCUAUAGCUGAAUCAAUAAUGAAGGGUUAAGUUUCUGGGAUAUUACUGAUUUAGUUUUAUAGGAAGAAUUGGUUUGGUUUAAUUUUGUUUAACGUCCUAUUAACAGCUAAGGUCAUUUAAGGACGUUUUUACAGGAAGAUUUGUAGCUCUGUAGAUGUAGUAAAGAGAGUGUUGUUAUUUUCUUUCUUUUUAAAUACAUUUUGUUAAGAAGAAAAUGAAGUAUGAAUACUAUUGUUCAAUGUUGGUGGUGGUGGUGGUGAAGCUCUUACAACAUUUUUGACACGCUUGGUAAACCCAGUCCCAGGUUAACAAUAUAACUUACAUUAGACUUAUGGUAAACCCAGUCCCAGGUUAACAAUAUAACUUACAUUAGACUUAUGGUAAACCCAGCACCAGGUUAACAAUAUAACUUACAUAAGACUUAUGCUGAACCCAGUCCCAAGUUAGAUCCAGUAAAUGUUAAACUCUCAAACACGAUUACCACAUUAGACCCCGGUUCAAUUCAGACCCGUAAUAGACCCAAGUUAAACUUCCUAACGUUAGACUUUGGUCAAACCCGGACACAUACAGGUUACCGGUGUAGCAUGGUAUUAUGAAGCAUGGUGAAAUGAACCGCGGUUCAUAUUACCAUAAUGGUGAAUAUGAACCGCCCCGUGGUGAAAUGAAGGGUUCCGUCUAUUUAUAUUCAAACUUUUUUCUAUUCAUUUUCUUUAAGUUUACUUCAACUUGAUGUAUUCUAUCUGAAAACCACAAAAAUUAUGUCUGAGGUAGAGAAAUCUAGGGUGGGGCAGGGCGCUUCACUUUACCAUAAUGGUGAAAUGAAGGGUUUAAACAUUUUUUUUUCUUUUUGACUUUUUUAAAC